Tarenaya hassleriana is the source of this 1781-nucleotide messenger RNA. RefSeq names its product cytochrome P450 71B19-like. Gene Ontology annotation, molecular function: oxidoreductase activity, acting on paired donors, with incorporation or reduction of molecular oxygen; heme binding; iron ion binding. The coding region runs from base 17 to 1612 and encodes 531 amino acids. The record is from RefSeq and is a predicted model, not a curated record. NCBI's taxonomy places the organism in Eukaryota, Viridiplantae, Streptophyta, Magnoliopsida, Brassicales, Cleomaceae. The transcript is spliced from 2 exons.
CACGUCACCAGAAUUAAUGCAUUGUCGACAACUCUAUAUAAAGCUCAGUUCGUACGUUUGUCCGAAACCAAAACACAAAACAAUACAACAAAAAAUGGCAUUCUUUUUCGCUUUUAUCUGCCUUUUUCUCGUUGCUUUCGUCUCCUCUCUCUUCGUUAAGAAGAUCAAACACUCGCAAUGGAAGCUUCCUUCGAGCCCUCCAAAGCUUCCGAUCAUCGGAAACCUGCAUCAGCUCGGAGGUGGAGAAUUGCCUCACAGAUCUCUUCACGAGCUCUCCAAGAAAUACGGAGCAGUGAUGCUUCUUCACUUCGGGUUUUCCCCGGUUGUCAUAAUCUCGUCGAGCGAGGCGGCUGAAGAAGUGCUUAAGACAAAUGAUUUGGAGUGUUGCAGCCGACCUAAGCUUUUGGCCGCAAGACAGCUCACCCGCAAUUUCCGUGAUAUCGCUUUCACAGAAUACGGCCCCGACUGGAAAGAAAGGCGGAAAUUGGCUGUGCGCGAAGUCUUCAGCAUGAAAAAGGUGCAGUCUUUCGGGUACAUCAGAGAGGAAGAAUGUAACGUGCUGGUCAAGAAACUAUCUGAAUCAGCUGAGAAACAAUCUCCAGUGGAUUUGAGCAAAGCCCUCUUCUCAGUCACUGCAAGUAUCAUACUAAAGAUUGCGUUUGGAGUGAAUUUCGAAGAGAGCAAGUUCAUCGAUAAGGACAGGAUCGAACAGCUCGUGCUUGAGGUCGAGACCGUUACCACCCGUCUGACUUUCUCAGACCUGUUCCCCAGCAGUGUCGGGUUGGUCAUCGACUGGUUGUCCGGGCAACUGAAGAGGCUGGAGAAGGUUAAAGUCGAAAUGGAUACCUUCUUCCAGAAAGUGAUAGAAGAUCAUUUGAAGCCUGGAAGAACAACACACGAUCACCAAGAUAUCAUUCAUGUGAUGCUGAAUACGAUUCAGAAACAAGGCAAUGAUGAUUCUCUCAGCUGGCUCUCUACUGAUCACAUCAAGGCAAUUCUCGGGAACAUAUUCAUAGCUGGAAUAGACACAAGCGCAAUCACCAUGAUAUGGGCGAUGACAGAGCUCGCAAGAAACCCAAAGCUUAUGAAGAAAGUUCAGGACGAGAUCCGAGGUUGUCUUGGAAAAAAGGAAAGAAUCACGGAAGAAGAUCUCGAUAAGGUUCACUACUUGAAGCUCGUAAUGAAGGAAACGUUCAGGUUACACCCACCAGUUCCUCUUUUACUCCCGAGAGAAACAAUGGCUCACAUCAAGAUCCAAGGUUACGAUGUCCCGCCAAAGACGCAGCUCCAGAUCAACGCUUGGGCGAUUGGACGAGAUCCUAAACUUUGGGAAAACCCUGAUGAGUUCAACCCCGAGAGGUUUAUGGAUAGCUCCAUAGAUUUCAGGGGGCAACAUUUCGAGUUAUUACAGUUUGGAUCUGGUCGGAGGAUCUGCCCGGGAAUGUCGAUGGGGAUCCCAACGGUCGAGUUAGGGCUACUAAACUUGCUGUACUUCUUCGAUUGGGAAUUUCCAGAAGGAACGACAGAGAAAGACAUUGAUGCUGAAGAAGCCGGUUCCCUCACCGUCUUGAAGAAAGUACCUCUCAAACUUGUUCCUGUUCUUCACCAUUGAUGAUGGUCCAAGAACUUGGUAUAAGUCAUCUUGUUUCGUAUAAGUUUGGAUUAUACAUAUGUGGUCCAUAUUUUGUGGUUAUGUAUCCUUUUUCAAAAAAAAUAAAUAAUUCCCAAGACAUAUGUGGUCUAUAUAUAUGUAAACAAUGAUUAUCAACCUUUUUAAUAAA